CGAGCACUCUUUUUCUAUCCCGAUAUUUUGUCAUUUCUUGCGACCUUAUUCGCGCAAGAGAGUAUACCCCUCGCCCAUCUACCCAAUCGACGAAAUUCAUCACAAUGGCCACCUUCACCACAACGGGCACCGUCUCAAGUCCUCUCGACCUCUCCAAAGUCCAGGGAGAACAUGCCAACGUCAGCUUGUCAUCGAACAAGAAGAACGUUCAACCUGCUGUCAAGGUCACCCUCACUAGCUUGACCCCUCACAAUUCUGGCACAUUACGAAAAAUCAACUCCGUUGUCAUCCCCAUCGUAUACUCGGAUAGCUUCUACAAGGCCAUGCUGGAUCCGACCCUGGAUGAUGUCAACAAGCUCAUCUAUUACGCCGAUAUCCCUGUCGGCGCGAUUUGCUCCAAGUUUGAUAACCUCAAGAAGGGCUCCAAGGAACCUCCCACUCUUGUUAUUUUGACCCUGGCCAUCCUCGCCCCCUACCGAUCCCUUUCGCUCGGCACCUCUCUCCUCCGCCACGCCCUCCACGCUGCUCUCCACCCCCCGGAACCUUCGGCCCCCGCACCGUCGGACAAAAAGACCAAUACCCGAGCUCAGUUGGCCAAGCCCGAGGCUAGGCCGUCCGUCAACAGGGCGCUCGCGCAUGUGCAGGUCGGAAAUGAGGGGGCAAAGAAGUUCUAUGAAAGAUUGGGAUUCAAGGAGACUGGCAUCGAGGAUAAUUACUAUUCCAAGAUGGAGCCCCGAGGAGCUAUCUUGAUGGUUUGUGAGGACAUUGCGGCCGCCCUCGGAGAAGCUUCUAGCAAUAGAGCUUGAUUCUCAUAUGGUCUGCCGUCUCAGAGCAUGCCCGCCAUCUUGUCAUCGCCUGGCAUCCAAAAUUAGCACUUUUUCGGAUACCAGAAUGCAUCUGCGCAUUAGGAUAGCUUGCCCAAGGCCUUGCAUUGCUCAGAGCAGGCUGCAUAUCACCAAACGUCCUCUCAAACGCGUACAUGUAUUUUCCAGGUGUCCUCUUAGCAACCAAUCGAAUUUUGACGUAAAAAAAAGGAGAGGCAAGGCUAGUCAAACAAAAGUCAAAAAGAA
This is a messenger RNA of Cryptococcus amylolentus CBS 6039, 1070 nucleotides long. RefSeq lists its product as hypothetical. Gene Ontology annotation, biological process: mitotic sister chromatid cohesion. The coding region runs from base 105 to 806 and encodes 233 amino acids. The record is from RefSeq and is a predicted model, not a curated record. Gene Ontology annotation, cellular component: NatA complex. Gene Ontology annotation, molecular function: acyltransferase activity, transferring groups other than amino-acyl groups. NCBI's taxonomy places the organism in Eukaryota, Fungi, Basidiomycota, Tremellomycetes, Tremellales, Cryptococcaceae. The transcript is spliced from 5 exons.